Messenger RNA from Cryptomeria japonica (Japanese cedar), 2023 nucleotides. RefSeq names its product beta-glucosidase 42. The transcript has 13 exons. The record is from RefSeq and is a predicted model, not a curated record. Gene Ontology annotation, biological process: cellulose catabolic process. The coding region runs from base 166 to 1629 and encodes 487 amino acids. Gene Ontology annotation, molecular function: beta-glucosidase activity. Lineage: Eukaryota; Viridiplantae; Streptophyta; Pinopsida; Cupressales; Cupressaceae.
ACAGAGAGAGCUCAGCUCCUGGUCACAUUGCCAAUAUCAUCACUUUCAUAUCUUUCAAACUUGCUUAUAAUACUGGAAGAAAUGGCCUUUUCCUUCAUUCAUCACUUUGCUGGACUGGAGUGACGUCUUAGCUAUACUUGAAGACAUUACACUUGAAUUUGUACCAUGGCACCUUCCAUGCAACAAUGUGACAGCAAUGUCACACAAAUUAGCAGAUCCGAUUUUCCCGAGGGUUUUCUAUUCGGGGUUGCUACAUCCGCAUACCAAGUUGAAGGUGCUGCAAAACAAGGAGGAAGAGGCCCUAGUAUUUGGGAUGUAUUUUCACAUACACCAGGAAAAAUUUUUGAUGGAAAAAAUGGAGAUACUGCAGUGGAUCAGUAUCAUCGAUACAAGGAGGAUGUGGAUUUGAUAGCUAGAUUGGGUUUCGAUGUAUAUCGUUUCUCAAUAUCCUGGUCUAGAAUCUUUCCAGAUGGAUUUGGAGCCGAAGUGAACCAAGAAGGGAUAGCAUAUUACAAUAAUCUUAUUGAUGCUCUCAUAGAAAGAGGUAUCCAACCUUCUGUAACACUUUACCAUUGGGAUCUUCCUCAAAAGCUUCAUGAAUCAAUAGGUGGAUGGCUUAAUCCAGAAAUUGUAAACUACUUUAAAAACUAUGCAGAGACUUGCUUUAGUGCGUUUGGAGAUCGAGUAAAGCAUUGGAUCACAUUCAAUGAGCCUUUGCAGACAGCAGUUAAUGGUUAUUCUACUGGUGUAUUUGCUCCUGGGAGAUGUUCUGAUCGAUCAAUGAGCCCCACUGGUGAUUCAUCCACAGAACCAUAUCUGGCUGCACAUCAUCAAAUUUUGGCGCAUGCAGUUUCAGUGGAUGUUUAUAGAAAGAAAUUCCAGGGUAAGCAAGGUGGUGUUAUAGGUAUCACAGUAGAUGGUGAGGGAGCUGAGCCUUUUACAGACACAGAAGAGGAUAAAGAAGCAGCACAAAGGCGCCUUGAAUUUCAGUUGGGCUGGUUUCUGGAUCCUCUCUUUUUUGGUGAAUAUCCAGCAACCAUGCGCAAGAAACUUGGGGACCGUCUUCCUCAAUUUACAGCUAGUGAGGUUGCUUUGUUGUGUGGAUCAGUGGAUUUUGUUGGACUCAAUCACUAUACAACACGCUAUGUGAUGCCACAAAUGGAGAAGUCUGAAGAAAUUGGUUUUUAUGAUGAUCAAGAUGUACAUAGAAUAGCUGAAUGGGAAGGACGGGCCAUUGGAGAAAAAGCUGCAUCUGAGUGGCUUUAUAUUGUCCCAUGGGGUUUGCAAAAAGUUCUAAUGUGGUUGACAGAGAGAUACAAGAGACCUAAAAUUUAUGUUACAGAGAAUGGAAUGGAUGAUGAGGAUUCUCAAAUCACAUCACUAGAAGAAGCACUCUGUGAUACAAAAAGAGUAAACUACUUCAAAGCCUACUUGACUUCAGUUGCUGAGGCUAUAAGGGAAGGUGCAGAUGUUCGUGGUUACUAUGCUUGGUCACUUGUGGAUAAUUUUGAGUGGGCUCAAGGCUAUACAAAGCGCUUUGGUUUGGUUUUUGUAGACUAUCAAAAUGACCUUAAGCGACAUCCAAAAUCGUCUGCUCUUUGGUUUGCUGACUUUCUUCAUAGAAAGUAAAACCUAGAUGAUGAUGCAAAGGGUCAGAACACUCAGUGGAAGAUGCUGUUCUCUUUCUUUCGUGUUACGGAGAUACAAGCCAUUUAGACUUGAAUCCAUAGUCACCAGAAUGUGGAGAUACUUAAAGACGCCAGAGACUAGUACCGGUGGGCUAAUUUUCAAAAAUAAGAGACGGGUUUUAUUUGGAGAUGCCUUUUUUAAUAUAAUUUAAUAAUUUCCAGAAAAUAUCAUGACAGAGAAAUUUUAAAACAAGAACAAUAAAUCAGUCAUACAACUGUUUAUGUCCCUCCCAAAAAGUCUAUGCUGUCAGUAGAUCUGAUCACUAUAACAUUUCAUGGAUUUUUGUAUCAUCCAAAUUAUCAGCAUGAAAGAUUAUGCAGGUUUAUUUUAUUCA